Sus scrofa (pig) is the source of this 878-nucleotide messenger RNA. The record is from RefSeq and is a predicted model, not a curated record. NCBI's taxonomy places the organism in Eukaryota, Metazoa, Chordata, Mammalia, Artiodactyla, Suidae.
AUGGCUUCGCUUUCCAAACUAACAUUUUCUGGGAAGGUGCUGACAGAACCCCAAAAUGGGGGAAAUAUGGCCUUUCUAGACAUGUCUCUGGAUGACAUUAUAAUCCUUAGAAAGAUAGAAGAUACAAGCACUGAAGAAAUAAAGGAUGGGGCAGAGAACCAUCUAAAAAAUAACUCAGUUUCAAGACGGCGAUCAAAUACUCGUAAGCAUCGCCGGCAGAGAGGAUACUCAAGGUUCAGAAACAAAGUCGAGGAAAGAAAUGAUAAACCAAACCAAAAACCUUUUGGACUCAAGACUGGACAAAGCCCUUUGAACAGGCAGCCUUUAAUGAUUCAGGAGAAAUGCAAUGACAAUUCUAAGGCCCAAGCAGAGAAGAAUAAAGGCCAAUCAAAGGGAAACCAACUUCAAUUGAAAGGUCCUCAAGAGCAAUCAGAAGAAUACCGACACUAUUCAGAUAGAUCUCGAGGCCAAUCAGAAAAGUCUAAUGGCCAAGCAGAGAGAUCUCGUGGCUACAAAGAAAGAUCUCGUGGCCAAUCAGAGCGCUCACGUGGCCAAUCAGAGCGCUCAUGUGGCCGAUCAGAGCGCUCUUGCAGCCAACCAGAGCGCUCAUGCAGCCAAUCAGAGCGCUCUCGUGGCCAAUCAGAGCACUCUCGUGGCCAAUUAGAGAGGUCUCGUAGCCAACAGAAAGAUCUCAUAGCCAAUCAGAGAGAUAUCAUGGCCACUCAGAGAGAUCUCGUGACCACGCAAAGAGAUCUAAUGUCCUAUCAGAGAGAUCUUAUGGCCAAACAAAGAGAUUUCAUAGUCAAUCAGAGAGAUCCCGUGACCAAUCAGGGAGACAUGGAAGAUACUCACCAGUAGAAAUUGAGUCUGAAUUUGAC